AUGGCAUUAUACUUCCGCGUAAAGAGAGCUGAGCAGACUAUUUUCUUGCAGGCAGAACCAACAGACACUGUACAGAAGCUAAAGGGUGACGUUGCAAUCAUCAACAAGCUGACAGAUAAACCAGCAGACUACAUCAGAUUCAUUUAUGAUGGUGCUGUACUCGAGGACAAGAAGACAAUCAACCAGCUCAACAUCCCAAACGAUUCAAUAAUCUGUCUGGUUUACAAGCAAGCUGAUGGAUCUUAUGAAGCCAUCGCAGCAUCAAUCUUGGAUCAAUUGCAACAGAAG
Messenger RNA from Acytostelium subglobosum LB1, 288 nucleotides. RefSeq lists its product as hypothetical. The annotation marks the transcript as partial. Gene Ontology annotation, molecular function: protein binding. The transcript is spliced from 3 exons. NCBI's taxonomy places the organism in Eukaryota, Evosea, Eumycetozoa, Acytosteliales, Acytosteliaceae. The record is from RefSeq and is a predicted model, not a curated record.